UGGGGAACAUUGAAAUGCAAACAUUGUUUAUGACAUAUACUUCACAAUAGAUAACAUUUUUGUUAUUCAGUUUUCGGUUAUUAAUUGUAUUGUUUUGAGCGCAAGAAUCGUCCGAAAACUAAAUACAUUCACAUUCUGUGGUUAAUAACUGUUUGAGUCGUUGAGAGAAAUAUUGUGAGAUUUGAGACAAAUUGAGAGACACUUAAAGACAACACUAUUUAGUGAUAGUUAUAUAAAGUCGACACUAAUUGAAGACAAUUUGUGAUUAUAUCUCAACUCAAUCACUACUAUGUCAUCAAUUCUUAGCCGAAGUGUUACCAAUAAUAGGUCUUUACUAUAUUAUCCGAUCGGUGUGAGAAGUGUUCAAACGGAUAGUCAGCCUAAAACUAAACAACAGAAGAUUAAGAAGUUUUCAGUCUAUCGAUGGAAUCCAGAAAACCCUUCAGUGAACCCACACUUGCAGUCAUACGAUGUGGACCUCAGUUCAUGCGGUCCUAUGGUAUUGGAUGCGUUGAUUAAAAUUAAGAAUGAAAUGGAUCCGACCCUAACAUUUAGGCGUUCCUGUAGGGAAGGCAUAUGUGGAUCCUGUGCCAUGAAUAUUAAUGGCACCAACACUUUGGCUUGUAUUUGUAAAAUUGAAGACAAUUUAAGUAAGGAUACUAAAAUCUAUCCGUUACCACACCUAUAUGUCGUCAAAGAUUUAGUACCGGAUUUAAAUAACUUCUAUAAUCAAUACAAGUCAAUACAGCCAUGGCUUCAGCGAAAAGAAAAAAGUAAUGGCACUCAAUAUUUGCAGAGCAUUAAAGACAGGGACAAACUCGAUGGUCUCUAUGAGUGUAUUUUGUGUGCCUGUUGUUCCACUUCAUGUCCCAGUUAUUGGUGGAAUAGUGACCGAUAUUUAGGUCCAGCAGCUCUCAUGCAAGCCUAUCGAUGGGUGAUUGACUCCAGAGAUGAAUCAACAGCUGAACGAUUAGAAAAACUUAAAGACCCGUUUUCAUUGUACAGGUGUCACACUAUUAUGAACUGCACCCGAACCUGUCCUAAACAUCUGAAUCCGGGCAAAGCUAUCGGCGAGUUGAAGAAAUUGGCGUCGGGUUGGAUACAAAAAGAAAAACCAGAGAUGACAGGACAGUCCUAAUGUGGUAUUAAAUACAGUAUUAAUUAGAGUAUUUAAAGAUACAAUUGAGUCUAUAUAUCAAUGAUUAAUUAGUUUAAAAAUAAUUUAUUGCAUUUUGCAAAUAAUUUUAGAAAUUAAUGAGAGAAAAUCCAGACAAUGUGUUGCGUUUAAGUUGUAAUAAAAAUACAAAUUUUGUUGACAAGAGUUGAUGGGUUUCAUUAAUUGUUUGAAUUUCUUCAUCACUUAAAAUACGUUUUAAAUUAUC
Molecule: messenger RNA, 1382 nt
Organism: Oppia nitens
Lineage: Eukaryota; Metazoa; Arthropoda; Arachnida; Sarcoptiformes; Oppiidae
Product: succinate dehydrogenase [ubiquinone] iron-sulfur subunit-like
Exons: 5
Coding region: 290-1138 (282 amino acids)
Biological process (GO): tricarboxylic acid cycle; respiratory electron transport chain; aerobic respiration
Cellular component (GO): mitochondrial membrane
Molecular function (GO): electron transfer activity; 2 iron, 2 sulfur cluster binding
Source: RefSeq, a predicted model, not a curated record